AUGGACGACUCUGAGAUCCGUUUAGAGUCACGGCACUGCAGGAGCGCCUGUCACAGCCGCGGGUCCACGGUGCGCGUGGCCUGGACGUCAGGCCUGCUCCUGGAGCCACAGGUCACUAGCAGUGACCCCUGUGGACGCGCCUUCAUGUGCUUGGUCAGACUCGGUGCCCAGGCCUGGAACUGGAUGCAGGCUGUGCACCCCGACUCCCCGGCCGCCUGCGUGACCGGGUGCUCCCCGCCAUUGCCCGCCUUGUCCGGGUUCUCACCACCUCCAGAGACCUUGCGGUGCCGCCUGCCGCCCGUGUGCCUGCCUGCGCGGAGGCCCUGCUUCCAGAGUGCCCGCGCUGAGGGAUGGCCCUGCAGCGCCUACGGCUCAGGGUGGCGGAGGGCCCUGCGCCCGCAUCCGCCUCUCGCGCUGCCCUUCGUGCUGUCCGGCGUGGAGGCUGCCACCUGGGGUGCGCCGGGCCCCGGCCCCCGUGGAGCCACAGGCUAUGCAGGGCGUCUGCGGGCGCCCUGGCGGCGCUCCGGGUUGCGGGCCAGGGCCGGGAGCCCAGCAGUAGGUCCUUCUCGGAAAGUGGCCCCUCCGUGUCCGACGCGGCCUUCGGCCACGCGGUCGGCGCUGCACGGGCCGUGGCCGCCCGUCGGUGGAGGUGUGGGGCCUGAGCGCGCAGCGCUGGCCCGUCGAGACCCACCAGGCGAGGCCGUGGGCGCCACCGCCCCGCCCUUCCUGUGCUUCCAUGAGGCCCACGAGCGCCUUCGCAGCGAGCCGCGUUCCCUCUGCAGCGGUGACGGCGUCUCCGAGGUCCACGAGCACCUUCGCAGCGAGCCGGGUUCCCUCUGCAGCGGUGACGGCGUCUCCGACAGCGCCAAGCGCUGCUGCACGGGGCCGGGGUUCCUCGUGGCUUACAGGUUGUCAUCUUUCACGCGGCGCUGUCCUGACGGGCCCUACAACAGCUUCUUCCAGAUGUUCGAUAGGUCCACCCAGAGGGAAGAGACGCUGGAGGCCUCCAGAGAGAACAGCAGGCCCCAGGCCAGCCUGCAGCCUCACAGGGUGUGUGCGGGCAGGCAGUGGACGGGCGAGGUGAGCGUGGGCAGCCUGCAACAGCAGGAAGACCCUGCCCACGUGGGCACGCGGCCGAGAGUGUCACCGCCGUGGCCGCCACCAGCCAGCCAGCCACCUGUACACCUUCCAGGAUGA
Rangifer tarandus platyrhynchus (Svalbard reindeer) is the source of this 1197-nucleotide messenger RNA. The record is from the annotation of a GenBank genome assembly. Lineage: Eukaryota; Metazoa; Chordata; Mammalia; Artiodactyla; Cervidae.